ACAAAACCGAAAGUAAAAGACGUGAAAAUGAACCUUAAAACCGGGAGCCGUAGCCCACAUAAAACUGUUCUACCGCUUCUUAGUAGGAAAAAGAAUGCACUCCCCACAAGUCUUUGCGAAAUGACUAACAUGUAAAACAUCGUAGACUUGCUUUCAAUGGGAAUGACAGUAACAAGUUAUAUUAUUGUAGCUUUAAGCGAAAAAGUACAUUUUUAUGUGCACUACAUCCUCACGUAUGGACUUUUAUCCACAACAAGCUUGUUUGGUGGAAACACCACUGGUGGGAAAAUGUGCAUAUCUUUCUUUGUGUAUUUGAGAAUAUUCAUGUGAAAAUCGGUUGCCAAUUCGCUGGAAACCUAGCUAUCGACGUUCUUAACGAGGCUCGUCUCACAUUGGUGACGCAGAUCAAAGAGGUCAGAACACCUGUGUGAAACUCCUUAGGCCAGAGCUGUAUGUGAGUAUCCCAGUCUUUAGCCAGGUUGUUGCAUGUUUUCCUCCUUUAACGUGACCAUGAGGACCGCUGAGAAUGCUCUGCUUUGCCACCUCUACAUGUUACUGCUUUUUGUAGGUUUUUGCCAAGGAAAGGACCUCUUCUUCAAUGACAAAGGACUCCUACUCCCAGAAUCCUACAAGAUUGGCUGGAUGGAGGCUAUUGAUGACGACAAAUUAAUCUCUGACAUCACCAUACCUGGUACCCAUGACACCAUGGCUCUCUAUGGAGGCCCAGCGGCAGAGUGUCAGGCCUGGGAUUUGGGGGAUCAGCUGAGGGCCGGCAUACGCUAUCUGGACCUCAGGAUAUUCGCCUUUGAAAACAAACUCUAUGUCAUGCACUGGGUUGUCUACCAACACAAGUCGUUCUAUGAGGUCCUUGACACGAUCAGAGCAUUUUUGUCUGAAUUCAGAAGUGAGGCGGUUCUCGUUAGAGUAAAGCCUGAUUUGUUUGAUAAAGAGAAUGUUGAGGAGCUGGUUGGAAAAAUGAUUAUUGAUGAUACAGAUGUAUGGGUGAAGUCUGACAUGCCAACUAUGGCUGAGGCAAGAGGAAAGAUGAUAUUUGUACAGAAAUCCAGCUUUAAGCUCGGCAUUCCUCUCUUGGAGACAGACAGCAAAGGUGACUAUGAAGUUACUCAUAUUGCAGACAAGGAGAACAAAAUAGUGAAACACUUGACACAAGCUUCAGGUGAUUGUGGUGGGGAUUAUAUCGUUCUGAGCUACUCCAGUGGCACUGGCAUUGGCACAUUGUUGGGCAUGUUUCUAACUCCCAAGAAGGUGGCUGAAGAGAUUAACCCAUGGCUCGAUCAGUAUCUUAGACAGUUCUCCAGGGACCACAGCAGUGUAUGUUUCGGGGUGAUUGCCAUGGACUUUCCUGGUAUCGACCUCAUUCAAACAGUCAUUAAGAUCAAUGAUUGGUGAAGUGUUCACCCAUGGAAGACAUGAUUAUAUUGCUUUCUGAAAUGUUAGUUGACGCCAUUAGAUUAAGUGCAGCAACAACACAUGACACAUACUAUACUUGAUUGUGCUCAUAUUGAAAAGGAGCGAGAUAGAAGACUGACAAAGUAAAGAAUUUAAUGAUUGGAAUGUACUAUUGGCAUGCGCUCUUAAACAACAAUAAUGAAGACUUGGCACUACACGUCUUUGUACUUUGCCCCUGCUUGCUGUAUUAAAAACAAAGAAAAUCAUUAAAAUGGCAAAGAAC
Messenger RNA from Oncorhynchus tshawytscha (Chinook salmon), 1693 nucleotides. Its product is annotated as 1-phosphatidylinositol phosphodiesterase. NCBI's taxonomy places the organism in Eukaryota, Metazoa, Chordata, Actinopteri, Salmoniformes, Salmonidae. The record is from RefSeq and is a predicted model, not a curated record. The transcript has 4 exons. Gene Ontology annotation, molecular function: phosphoric diester hydrolase activity. Gene Ontology annotation, biological process: lipid metabolic process. The coding region runs from base 487 to 1410 and encodes 307 amino acids.